This is a messenger RNA of Cuculus canorus (common cuckoo), 1193 nucleotides long. It is a transcript of the gene PEBP1, whose product is annotated as phosphatidylethanolamine binding protein 1. NCBI's taxonomy places the organism in Eukaryota, Metazoa, Chordata, Aves, Cuculiformes, Cuculidae. Gene Ontology annotation, biological process: negative regulation of MAPK cascade. The transcript has 4 exons. Bases 44 to 607 code for a protein of 187 amino acids. The record is from RefSeq and is a predicted model, not a curated record.
GGUGCUCCCGUGCAGCCGAGCCGAGCCGAGCUGAGGCGCAGCCAUGCCGGUGGACCUGGCGCAGUGGGGCGGCCCGCUGAGCCUCACCGAGGUGGAGCAGAGACCCGCGCACCCGCUGCGCGUCAAGUACGGCUCCGUGGAGAUAGACGAGCUGGGCAAGGUGCUGACGCCCACGCAGGUCCAGCGCCGCCCCACCAGCAUCGAGUGGGAUGGCUGCGACCCCCAGAAGCUCUACACCCUGGUUCUCACGGACCCCGACGCUCCCAGUAGGAAGGACCCGAAGUUCAGGGAAUGGCAUCACUUCCUGGUGACCAACAUGAAAGGCAACGAUGUGGGGAGUGGGACGGUGCUGUCGGAUUACGUUGGCUCUGGACCUCCCAAAGGAACAGGGCUGCACCGCUAUGUGUGGCUGGUGUACGAGCAGCCGAAGCAGCUGACCUGCAAUGAGCCCAUCCUCUCCAAUCGCUCUGGUGACAAACGAGGGAAGUUCAAGGUGGCGGCUUUCCGCAGCAAGUACGAGCUGGGGGUGCCGGUGGCUGGCACUUGCUACCAGGCAGAGUGGGAUGACUACGUGCCGAAGCUCUACGAGCAGCUCUCGGGGAAGUAGGGCACGGGGACUGACGGCGCUCUGUGCAGCACGGGGCUGCUCGGAGCAUUGCGCUGUAGUUUUGAGUUGAACCCAACUGCUCCCACACUGACCGCUGGAACCGUAACCCUGUCCCUGUCCCGAGCCUGCCUCUGUGUCCUUGUGGUCCAGCCCUGUGCUGUAGGGAGACCAAAGCCUUUGCCAAUCGGUGUCACUUCAGCGUUUCCGCUGCACUGAAAGGGAAUUGUGCCGAGUGUCGUGGGUGCAGAACCACUGCUGGGGUGGCGCUGGCUGUGUGGUCUCCCCUUUCUGGGAGAGGGGAGGCGGUGGCACGCAAACGCACCCCUUUUUUCAUUUUUCUCAGUUGUGUUUUGUUUUAGAAUGCAUGCAAAAAACCCUUUUUUUUCCUUUUCACCCCCGAGCGUUGGGCAGUGCCUCCCGUUCCCUGCUCUGAGCCACCGGAGUCGUGAAGGUGGAGCUGGGAGGAGGCAGGGAGCUGGUGUCUAGCACUUCCUUCUGUUCUCUGUUGCCACUUAAAGCUGAGACCACUUUGUUUGAGUUCUGUUGUGACCCGAUGUCAAUUAAAAGCUUCCCGAGGCGGAUGGUG